Molecule: messenger RNA, 3739 nt
Organism: Platichthys flesus (European flounder)
Lineage: Eukaryota; Metazoa; Chordata; Actinopteri; Pleuronectiformes; Pleuronectidae
Gene: ighd
Product: immunoglobulin heavy constant delta
Exons: 13
Coding region: 692-3493 (933 amino acids)
Source: RefSeq, a predicted model, not a curated record
CUUUGUUUCUGUUACUGGCAUAACCACACCUCACACCUGGUAUCUGUGAUGCACCAUUGCUUCUUGCAUUGUUUCACUUCUGUAUUUUGGUACUAUUUUGAGAGCUGGGUGUUACUCAAUGCUUCUGCUUGCCGCUAGCCGUGAUCACUCAGCCCUGUCAUGCCUUAACAUCUGUGCAACCGACUUCCAGCCCUAGUUCCACCUGACUUUCAGAAACCAGCCACUGUUAAAGAACAACUCUGCCAUCUAGCCAAAAAACAAUGAUAUUACAGUUUGCCUUGAGGCUGUUCAGUUAUUCACUUGACCAAAAUCUGAAGUUGUGCGGGUUGUCAAGCCAAACAUCACACUUCAUCCUGUCUGGGAAGGUGAAUUUAGGGCCUCACCUGUCAGACUCAUCUGCACUUUGAGUGGCUUCUUCCCCGGCAAAUUGGAAGUGGAAUGGCAAAGGGACAAACAGACCUUGACUAUUACUCCAACUGAAACGAAGCUGCAGAUUAUCGAGGAAGGGGAGAAAACCUUCAGUCGAAUCAGCGAUAUCGAGCCCGCGAAGAAAGAAUGGGAAAGCGGCUCAACGUUUGGAUGCAAGGCCCGACACAACAAACAGGAAAUUACAAAAACAGUAAAUAUUUGUCAAGUGUAUUCGAGUGCCGCUGUUUCCAUUGAUGUGGAGAUCCCCAGCUUCAGGACUGUAAUGAUGACAGAAUCUGCAGUGACAGCAACAUGUACCGUCCACACUCUGUUUGAUGUCAAGGUGACCUGGGUGAUGGAUAGAGGACAGCGAGGCAAAGUAACCACGAAUUCAAACGCAACUCAUAUUAUCAGUGAUGUGUCCGUUCCCUCAAGUGUGUGGAAACAACUCAAGUCUAUAACAUGUAAAGCUGAACAUAAGUGCCUCGAGUCCACUGAGAGGACUGUGAAGGUUACAGGUCCUGCAGUUACAGUUCCAUCAGUGGAGAUUAAGAGGUCCCUCCAAGAUUUGCUUGAGGGACAAAGUGCUGUGCUCGAGUGCGACAUCACCAAUCUCUCCUCCAGCGACCUCUACGUCACCUUUCAGGCAAACGAUAGAGACAUCUCUACCAGAAUGUUUGUGGACCUUCCUGUAGCCCCAGGCCUCCAUUCAAUCACCAGAAGCUUCUCCAUUCCUCAAAGUCACAGGAAGAAAGACACAACUUUCACCUGCAAAGUCCAGCAAGGCUUCUCCUCCAAGUUCACCUCAAAGUCAACUGGAAAUAUAUUUGCGGACCCUUCUGUGGAGCUUCUCCUGGUCCCCAGUGAAGAGUCCGGACCACAGCAACUCUUAUGCUCUGCAUGGGGCUUCAACCCUCAAAUUCAAUGGUUUUCUGAGUCAAAGCAACAAUCUUCAAAAAGCGACGUCACAAUGGGAGCAGACGGACGUGUGACAAUGACCAGUCAACUCAAUAUCCCCCAAACUGAGUGGAAAACAGGGAAAGUCUUCACUUGUAAAGUGUCUGACACGUCCCUGAGAGAAACUGUCCACAAGAAUGUCAGCCUCUGCUCAGUGUAUUCGAGUACCGCUGCUUCCAUUGAUGUGGAGAUCCCCAGCUUCAGGACUGUGAUGAUGACAGAAUCUGCAGUGACAGCAACAUGUACCGUCCACACUCUGUUUGAUGUCAAGGUGACCUGGGUGAUGGAUGAAGGACAGCACAGCAAAGUAACCACGAAUUCAAACGCAACUCAUAUCAUCAGUGAUGUGUCGGUUCCCUCAAGUGUGUGGAAACAACUCAAGUCUAUAACAUGUAAAGCUGAACAUAAGUGCCUCUCAUCCACUGAGAGGACUGUGAAGGUUACAGGUCCUGCAGUUACAGUUCCAUCAGUGGAGAUUAAGAGGUCCCUCCAAGAUUUGCUUGAGGGACAAAGUGCUGUGCUCGAGUGCGACAUCACCAAUCUCUCCUCCAGCGACCUCUACGUCACCUUUCAGGCAAACGAUAGAGACAUCUCUACCAGAAUGUAUGUGGACCUUCCUGAAGCCCCAGGCCUCCAUUCAAUCACCAGAAGCUUCUCCAUUCCUCAAAGUCACUGGAAGAAAGACACAACUUUCACCUGCAAAGUCCAGCAAGGCUUCUCCUCCAAGUUCACCUCAAAUUCAACUGGAAAUAUAUUUGCGGACCCUUCUGUGGAGCUUCUCCUGGUCCCCAGUGAAGAGUCCGGACCACAGAGACUCUUAUGCUCUGCAUGGGGCUUCAACCCUCAAAUUCAAUGGUUUUCUGAGUCAGAGCAACAAUCUUCAAAAAGCGAUGUCACAAUGGGAGCAGACGGACGUGUGACAAUGACCAGUCAACUCAAUAUCCCCCAAACUGAGUGGAAAACAGGGAAAGUCUUCACUUGUAAAGUGUCUGACAUGUCCCUGAGAGAAACUGUCCACAAGAAUGUCAGCCUCUGCUCAGUAACUCCAGCAUCCUCUCAGAUAGUUGGCGUAUUUGUUCAGGGACCUCCACUCAAGGAAUUCCAGAACAAGGGACAAGUGACUAUCACCUGUCUUCUUGUCGGAUCUCGUCUCAAUGAUUUCAACAUCACCUGGAAAUUGGAUGGGGACAAAUCUUCUCUGUUCCAUAAAGAGCCACCAGUGGGGCACAGCAAUGGGACAGAGACUUUGAGGAGUGUCCUCAAUGUGUCCGCAGAGGACUGGCAUGCACAUAAACAAGUGUCUUGUGAAGCAAAGCACCUAUGCUCGAGCCAGGGCUACGAGGGCCAUACAAGCAAAAGUAGAGUUUUUCAUCAACCAACAGUGAAGAUAAUACAACCAACUGCCUCUGAGCUUUCUGCGUCAGAUGACCUCCAACUUAUUUGCCUCGUCUCUGGGUUUUACCCAUCCAAUGUCAUCGUCUACUGGGAAGGGAGUGGCCAGAGACUCCCAUCAACUCGCUACACCAACAGUGCUGAGUGGACAUACACAGGGAGCGGCACUUAUUCAAUGAGCAGCCGACUGAACAUAUCCAAAACUGAAGAUAAGAGCUCUACGUAUUCAUGCUUUGUGAGACAUGAAUCAUCUGAAACGCCUUUUAAAAGCACUAUAAAGAAUGUGUUUGCUACAGUCACUCACACUGAACCUUCAGCCACCUUGCUCCAAGGCACAAACGAACUUGUGUGCCUGGUCUUCGACUUCAGCCCUGCAUCCAUUAACAUCACAUGGUUCCUUGAUGAAUCCGUGCCACUGUUGGACUACAACACUAGCGAGCCCCACGAAAGCCAGAUUGGAAAGUUCUAUGUCCGAAGCCACCUUCGUCUCCCCAAAGGCAACUGGUUACCAGGAGCAGUCGUAACCUGCAGGGUGUCCCAUGCAAACACCACCCUAUCCCUGCAUAUAUCUAAACCAGACAACUUGGAGCACUGCACCUUCUUCGAUGAAAUUAUGAAUGCUGAUGUGAAUCAAGAUAUAGAUGUUGAAAGCUGGUAUAUGGCUUUAACUUUUAUGCUUCUUUUCUUCAGUUCUGUCAUCUUUGGUGUCUCAGCUACCAUGAUUAAGACUAAAUAAUGGUGACUGCGGGACAGAUCCCAUGCAAUGGACCAAAUGUGGAUAUUGCCUGAACAGUUUCAACUUUAUCUCUUUUAAAUUCUUUUUCACUUUCUUCUUUAGUUUAUGUUUGUAUUAUCGUGGACUGCAUUUAUUUUUGAUUCUCUCUUCAAAUGUCAGCUUUGAGUUUUAAAUACCAAUAUAAUGAAAAUAUAUUCUAUUACUGGAGUUGUUCUUGUAUUUCAACAAUAAAACAAAUGAUCUACA